Molecule: messenger RNA, 3673 nt
Organism: Hyposmocoma kahamanoa
Lineage: Eukaryota; Metazoa; Arthropoda; Insecta; Lepidoptera; Cosmopterigidae
Product: dentin sialophosphoprotein-like
Exons: 3
Coding region: 427-3468 (1013 amino acids)
Molecular function (GO): protein binding
Source: RefSeq, a predicted model, not a curated record
CCAUUUCCAUUAAUAUAAUUUUCGAACUAAGUCAUAUUCAGAAAUUGUGACGAAACUUCUCGUGAGUUCAUUGAAAUCUAUAAGAAAAAAUAUUUGCCCUAGACAUUGAAACGGCGAUCUUUUAAUAGCCAUGCAGCCUCGAACUCGUCGCCGAGGAGUGACCGGUAAAUAAGGGUGAUGAACCGCCGGAUCGAUAUACCAAGUUCAAGUUGGCGCAUCGCCAUGGCUACCAAAUGCACAACAUACCUCUGCUCUGAAUCCGCCACACCCUUCCACGUUGUUACAGUUAUAGAUGCUUUAUGUAAUUAGUGGUAAAAUCGUAACAACACUUUGUUACGGGUGCUUGAAGAAUUCGUACCAUUAAAAAUAAAUAGUUAAAUAACACUAUCAGUUUUACAGUGCCAUCGUUUUCGUAAAGAUUUUAAGAUGAGAAUGACCGCAUCGCGUGUGUACAUGCGGCCCCAGCCCUUGCCGAAGAUGCCACCAGGUAUGGUUGAACUGAUGGAAGGACUCACCAGGAAUGUUCUCAAGAAUAACCCCCCAGAUGUAUAUGAGUUUUGUGCGAAGCAUAUGCAGAAGUUGCUGGAAAUCCGCGAUGGGCCUGUUUCCAAACGGCCAAUGACCCUUGAAGAAAAAGUUGCCAGAGCGCAGCAGAAAUUAAGGGAAAAAGCUGAACAACGCAGGCGCACAUACGACAAAGAAAUAAAGUUGCAAUCUGGCAACAAAGACCGCAAGUUAAAGUAUGAAAAUAGUCAAGAAAUUAUAGCGCAACCAAACAUUGAUGAAAUAGAGACACAAAUUAUUUCAGAAUCUGUAGCAGAAAGUAAUCUCAAAGUUCCUGUGCACCAUGAGCAUGAAUUGCGUGAUGCUUUGGAAGUAGAAAUAUACCAUAAAUCUAGUGAUGAUUCGCAAUUAAAAGAAGAGGAAAUUGAAGAUUUAAAAAACACUGAAAACAAGGAAAUCAAUGAAACCAUCUUAGAUGAAGCUAAAGUUAUUGAGGAGCAACAUAUUGAGAAUCGAGCUCCUGAAGAAAAACCAGUGACGACAUCGAAUGAUUCAACCGUGUCUGAAACAGAUAAAGUCAGUACAAUGCACAAGUCCUCCAGUAUGGGUGAAAAUUACAUUGAAAAUCUAGUACGCAUUCGAAAGCCGAGGAGUGUCGAAGAUUUCACAGACGACGUUAAAGAAAUCGAACAAAAAAAUUCAUUGAUUGUUCAAACUCAAUCUGCAGAAACUACGACGCCUAAACUAGUAACUGCGAGGAAAUAUAGUUCCGAGGAUAAUCCUCACGAUAACUUUGAUUACACACAAACCGUGACCAAUGAGAGUGCAAAUAAAUCUGAAAGAAAUUAUCAAGUACAUACUAACCAAACCGAACUCGAAACCGUCACUGAUAUUUCUGAAAUUGAACCCCAAAAGAAUGAAAGACAGAAUAUAAUUUUUAAUGAAGCCACUUGUUCUACUAUUAAACUUGCAGAAGUAAACCAAGGAGAGAAUGAGGUUAAAGAUCUUGAAAAUAACAACACUGAAGCAGUUAACGUUGAUGGUAUGAAAGAAUCAGAAGGAAAUCAAAAUAUGGAUGUGAAGUUGUCCGAGAAAAUAAUUAAUACAACCCCUGAAAUCACAUCAGAUGAAAAAUUAAACGAUGAAAGCAAUGUUUUGAAGAACACUGCAAAUGAGAAUGUACCUGACGAUGAAAGUAAACCGGAAAUAAAAGUAAACGAUGAACAGCAUGAACAUUAUGAGAACACAGCCAGCAUUAAAGUCGGCAGUGGUGUCGAAAACUACGUACCUUCAGAAGUUGAAGCAGAAGUCCAAAACGAAAAUACUAUGGAAUCUAAAACCGUUUAUCAAUAUAAUGGAGAUGAAAGUGGUACUGUUGAAUUUUCACUGAACAAAGAUGUCGAAGGAGGCAUAAAAGAAAAAGAACUGUGCCUAGAAUCAUUUAUACAUAAAGGACCAGAAGACACAGGUGAUUUCAUACACAAUAAUAACAAUAAUAUCGGUGACGUAGUCAUCUCUGAACAUAGAGUUUUGGUUGUUGAACUUGCUGACAUUAAAGAUGAUAAUGCUUCAGUUCCAGAACAAAAUCCCGGAAAUGUUGUUGACAACAGGGAAUUGAAAGCUAAUGGACGCAAUUUGACAGACUCGCCAGGUGACGAUGAAGAUACUGACAAAAUUUUUUUAUCAGCAUCUGGAGCUGAUUCGGAAAAAUCGGACACAGAUCAACUCUCAAAAGAUUUAGAACAGACUAUUAAUGAACGAUCAAAAAGAAAUUUAGAAAAUAUAUCCGAAGGAAUAGAGACUACUUCAAAUACCACAGAUGUAGGGAAAUCUGAUAACGAAACUAUAUCUUUAGACAAAUUUAGUAGUAUAGAUGAUAGUGCAGCUGAAGAUAGUAACGACAACAUUGGAAAUGAGAUCAAGACGAAUGGUAAAUCAACUAAUUAUACACAUAGUGCGAUGGAUUUGGAAACAGCCGCAGUGACUAUACAAAAAGUGUUUCGUACAUUUCUUUUCAAGAGCAGAGCAUCCACGUUUGAGGAUUCAGUUAAUGAGGAUAUUAAUUUAACAGACGAAGACACUGAACAGGUUGAUAUAGAUCUUUUAGUUCCACCACCAACGAAUAUGAAAGAGCGCAGGGGCAUCGCUAGAAUUGACACUGUAUUACAAACAGUAAACGAAGAAAAGUCUUUGUCCUUAUCUACUGAUGACUCGUCCUUGUCGAGUGCAGCUACUGUCAUACAAGCUCACGUGAGAGGAUUUCUUGUCAGAAACAAGCUAAAUUCUAUUAAAACAGCAUCAUCAGCUUCAUUGGUUACCUCAGACGGACAUUCAACAUCAUUGGAAGCUGAAGUUGACCAAAACAAGCCUAACAAGACAGUCCUGAACAUCAUUGUGCCUGAAGGAGGGCAUUUUGUAAGCAGAGAUGAAAGUGUCUUGACUUCGAUGGAACUUUCACUAGAUGGUAGUCCCCCUUCUUCUGUGAACCUGCAUCCAUUGGGCUACGAUAAAAGCGAACCGAGGAAACAGCUUAAGCGUGGAGAUGCAAUCCAGUCAAUAUCUCCUCCUAGUAACAACAGUGGAAAACUGAGUGAAGAGGUGGAUUCGAUUAAAGAAACCUUGAAUAAUGAUUCCACAGAACAGCAAAAGCCGGUCCCAACUUUAGUUGAUGACAUAAAGGAAGACACAAAUGCCAAUAGCCGUGACACGACUCCUACCAAAAGCACUACAGUUGAAACUGUAGUAGAAGCACACAAGUGGAACAAAAUGUCUAAAACUGACGCUUGCAAAGGAUCCCUAACAAACAUGAGUUCAGAUGAAAGCGAUGUUGUUACUCCGUUUGAAGAAAAAAAUUUAUCAGAUUCUGAUAAUACAUUAGGGUUAUUGCAUUCGGGCGAAUUCCAUGACGCAGUGCUGCCCACAAAGCUAUCGCGAAGUGACACGUCUGUCGUCCGUGGUGAGUGAAGACAUCUUCUAUUUACAGGUGAUACUACUUUCCGUUAUAUCAAGGCCAUCGCAUGAACUGCUUAGAUUAUUAGCUAGGUAGUUCGUGACUGCUUAUUUGAGCCUUGUAAUGCAGAAAUGUAGUAAAAUAGUCAAGUACAGACUAGCAGAUGCUCUUAGUUAGAUAGUAGUUAGCAAAUUUAUAUACAGUUUUUUUUAAAUGAGA